ACUCGGCAAGCUCCGCCCAGCGCAGGCCAGCCCCGCCCGCAGAGAGGUGCUUUGCUCCACGAUUGCUCUUUAGCGUCGUGCUAGCAAACUUUGCUGGCGCCAGGCAUAUACGCAUGCGCCGUCCUUUGAAUGGUGUGCGUUCUGACUCUAGCUGCCUCGGCAGGAGGGCUAGCGGUCUUGCUAAUAGUGCGACUAUGGGCCGUGCUUCGGUCCCAUCCUGUCACUCCCCGACAGUCUCUCGGACUCUUGAUAGUAGCUGGAUCCGGUGGACACACUGCUGAGAUCCUGAGGCUGGUUGGAAGCUUGUCCGGCGCCUACUCCCCAAGGCAUUACGUCAUUGCUGAGUCUGAUGAAAUGAGUGCUAAGAAAAUCCAUUCUCUUGAACUCGCUCGAGCCCAGAACGACUCCACUACUGAGGUAUGCGACCAUUUCUCACACCGAGUACUACCUUCACCGAAUUCCGAGAAGCCGGGAGGUUCGGCAGUCCUGGCUCUCCUCCGUGUUCACUACCUUGUACUCCAUAUGGUUUUCCUUCCCACUGGUUCACCGAAUAAAGCCAGACUUGUCCCGCUGCCAUCACUUCCUGCACCCAGAGGGAGCCUGCUUCUGUUUCCAGACCCAGCUCUGUUUCAAAACUUCACUCCAUGGUGGCUGCCAGGAAAGGCUGAAUGGGGUUGGACAGCCAUGGAGGUGCUGUGUAAUGGACCAGGAACAUGUGUUCCUAUCUGUGUGUCUGCCCUGCUCCUUGGGAUCCUCGGGAUAAAGAAAGUGAUCAUUGUCUACGUUGAGAGCAUCUGCCGAGUGGAGACUUUGUCCCUGUCUGGGAAGAUUCUGUGGCACCUCUCUGAUUACUUCAUUGUUCAGUGGCCUACUCUUAAGGAGAAGUACCCCAAGUCUGUGUACCUGGGGCGAAUUGUUUGACAAAUGGCAACCCUAAGUCUUGAGAGUGUCGCAAUUACCGAUAAUAUCUACUAAUCUAUGCCCAAAGAAUUAUCAAUGGUAAAGAAUUUAAAAUGUACAAAUGACUCAAUGAAGAAAGACAAACUUGAGCAUAUAACGCGCACCAAAUAGCUAUGUGGUAUCUGCACAAGUGUUUAGCACUACUCGAAGGUUCUCUCUGGACUCUUACAGCCAUGGGUUUUCUUUCCCUUGGCCUAAAUAUAGAGUGUGUAUGUUUAGUAACACUUCCUGUUUUACAGCUUUAAAUAAAACAAAAGUGUUCUACAUUAUAAAAAGAAAAGAACAGGAUAAGGCAGGUUGGGGGUAGCUGUCGUCAUCCUUUCCCACUCUCAGGAGGCGAGGGAGGAGGAUCAGGAGUUCUUGGUGUGAGGAACUGGGGACAGGAAAGUGAGGAAAGGGGGAGCUAAAGAACAAGGCAUCCCUCGGGUCCUGUUCCGAUGCCAGGCUUUCAUCCUUCUGGGGAAGCAUCUCAGAGAGCCAUCUCGGCAUACAGGAAGCAGUUUGUUAAACUGGUUUCAUGAGCAUUUAUACUCCACAGACUUCCAGAUCUCUUGACUGUAAGCCAGUGACUUUCUUUAUUCUUCAGUCUGCUUCAUGUGUUGUUGGCCUGGAUCCAGACUGUAUUUUAAAAUAUGUUUGGUUAAAAUAUAAUAGCAGCGUCUUCAUAAUAAAAGCAUGAUUCUAUCGGUCAGGAAUCUAAAUUUUCAAACAUGAAGAAAA
Messenger RNA from Rattus norvegicus (Norway rat), 1680 nucleotides. The record is from RefSeq and is a predicted model, not a curated record. Lineage: Eukaryota; Metazoa; Chordata; Mammalia; Rodentia; Muridae.